AUGUUGCAGAUUGCCACUCAGAUAGCUUCUGGUAUGGUUUACCUGGCUUCUCUCCAUUUCGUUCAUCGGGAUCUCGCCACAAGGAAUUGCCUCGUGGGCAACAACCUAGUUGUCAAGAUUGGUGAUUUUGGGAUGUCACGGGAUAUCUACAGCACGGAUUACUACAGGGUAAGACCAAAGAUGUCAAAUGUUGGCCUUAAAGGUCAAGUCUACCCAAACCUGUUUAACUUUUUUUGUGAAUACCAGCACAUUGGACCACUUACCAUUUUCUUACAUCUCCUGGGGAGCGUAGUGGAGUAA
Staurois parvus is the source of this 300-nucleotide messenger RNA. NCBI's taxonomy places the organism in Eukaryota, Metazoa, Chordata, Amphibia, Anura, Ranidae. The record is from the annotation of a GenBank genome assembly.